Messenger RNA from Trichomonas vaginalis G3, 534 nucleotides. RefSeq names its product RNA polymerase II transcription regulator recruiting protein. Bases 1 to 534 code for a protein of 177 amino acids. Lineage: Eukaryota; Parabasalia; Trichomonadida; Trichomonadidae. The transcript has a single exon. The record is from RefSeq and is a predicted model, not a curated record.
AUGUCACCAAUUGGAAAGCCACAUCCAAAGGAUAAAUUUACUCCAUCAGAGGAUCAGAAGUUGCGAAUGCUUGUUAGUGUUUUAGGUCCAAGUAACUGGAAGAAAGUCAGUGAGUACAUGGUUAGUCGAAACGCACGUCAGUGUCGUGACAGAUAUAAGAACUACUUGAGUCCAAACUUGAACAGCAGUCCAUGGAGUCAAGAAGACGAUGCUAAACUUCUUCAACUUGUUGACUUCUAUGGUCGCAAGUGGUCACUUAUUGCCAAAGAGUUCAAUGGCCGCACAGAUAUCAACAUCAAGAGUCGCUAUGCUCUUCUCAUGCGUCAAGAAGAAAGAGAUAAACAAAAGAAAAUGUUCCUUUCUUCCGAACCAGAAAUUCAAUUCGAAAAUAUAUCUGAGACGUCAUACCCUCAUGAAUCAAAUCAAAAUCAACAACCAGCUUAUUUCAAUCAAACUAUUUUGUUUGAUUUUAAUGAUAAUUUAAUCUUGAAGAUUCAUUACUAUUUGGAAAUAAUAUAUAGUUGUUCUUAUUAA